UCCAUUGUUCACUCCUGGCCAAUCAGGGCGCUCCCUCUCCCUCGCCUCCAAUCGCCUCUGGGGCUGCUGCGGCAGCCCGGUGAGGUCACCGCUCCCCCUUCAGUCGGUGCGGGCCGCGGGCCGCUGCGUGCUGACAUCAUGCUGCGUGUGGGACAGGGCAGGCUCCGCUCCACAACUCCGCCGGGCUGGAGUAGUUAGUUAGAAACAGCAGGCACUGGGCAGGCAGCCUCCUCUUUCUGCAUCAUAACACUUUGCACACAUCUCUUUCUGCAUGGUGGAUAUUAUUUUUCAUUAUCCUUUUCUGGGUGCUAUGGGGGAUCAUUCCAAGAAGAAGCCCGGGAUUGCCAUGUGUGUGGGCUGUGGGAGUCAGAUCCAUGACCAGUACAUCCUGAAGGUCUCCCCGGACCUCGAGUGGCAUGCAGCAUGUCUCAAAUGCGCUGAAUGCAGCCAGUACUUGGAUGAAACCUGCACUUGUUUUGUGAGAGAUGGCAAGACAUACUGUAAAAGGGAUUAUAUCAGGCUGUUCGGCAUCAAGUGUGCCAAGUGCAAGGUGGGAUUCAGCAGCAGUGAUUUGGUGAUGAGAGCCCGGGACAACGUGUACCACAUCGAGUGCUUCCGCUGCUCCGUCUGCAGCCGCCAGCUCCUGCCCGGGGACGAGUUCUCGCUGCGGGACCACGAGCUGCUGUGUCGGGCGGACCACAGCCUGCUGCUGGACAGGAGCGCGGCCGACAGCCCCCGGAGCCCGGGCCACCUGCAGAGCACCAGGGCCCUGCAUCUGGCAGAGCCGGGCCCCGGCCGCCAGCCCGCCCUGCGGCCCCACGUGCACAAGGCGAGCGAGAAGACCACCCGCGUGCGCACGGUGCUGAACGAGAAGCAGCUGCACACGCUGCGGACGUGCUACGCCGCCAACCCGCGGCCCGACGCGCUCAUGAAGGAGCAGCUGGUGGAGAUGACGGGGCUGAGCCCGCGCGUCAUCCGCGUCUGGUUCCAGAACAAGCGCUGCAAGGACAAGAAGAAAUCGCUGCUCAUGAAGCAGCUGCAGCAGCAGCAGCACAGCGACAAGGCGAGUCUGCAGGGCCUGACUGGGACGCCGCUGGUGGCCGGCAGCCCGAUCCGCCACGAGAGCGCGGUGCAGGGCAGCGCCGUGGAGGUGCAGACCUACCAGCCGCCCUGGAAAGCGCUCAGCGACUUCGCGCUGCAGAGCGACCUGGACCAGCCCGCCUUCCAGCAGCUGGUCUCCUUCUCCGAAUCCGGCUCCUUGGGCAACUCCUCCGGCAGCGAUGUGACCUCCCUGUCCUCGCAGCUACCCGACACCCCCAACAGCAUGGUGCCCAGCCCGGUGGAGACGUGAGGCGAGGCUCCCUUCGCGGACUUGGACUUUCGCAUGCUCCUGCUCCCUGCAUGAGACACGCCCGGCCUCCGGCCCCGA
This is a messenger RNA of Alligator mississippiensis (American alligator), 1429 nucleotides long. It is a transcript of the gene ISL2, whose product is annotated as ISL LIM homeobox 2. The record is from RefSeq and is a predicted model, not a curated record. Gene Ontology annotation, molecular function: DNA-binding transcription factor activity, RNA polymerase II-specific; cis-regulatory region sequence-specific DNA binding. Gene Ontology annotation, cellular component: nucleus. The transcript has 6 exons. NCBI's taxonomy places the organism in Eukaryota, Metazoa, Chordata, Crocodylia, Alligatoridae. Bases 272 to 1351 code for a protein of 359 amino acids. Gene Ontology annotation, biological process: axonogenesis; neuron fate specification; positive regulation of transcription by RNA polymerase II.